Molecule: messenger RNA, 394 nt
Organism: Elephantulus edwardii (Cape elephant shrew)
Lineage: Eukaryota; Metazoa; Chordata; Mammalia; Macroscelidea; Macroscelididae
Product: histone H2B type 2-E-like
Exons: 3
Coding region: 11-391 (126 amino acids)
Cellular component (GO): nucleosome
Molecular function (GO): DNA binding; protein heterodimerization activity; structural constituent of chromatin
Source: RefSeq, a predicted model, not a curated record
CUCAGCCAUCAUGCCAGAGCCGGCUAAGUCCGCUCCUGCUCCUAAAAAGGGCUCAAAGAAAGCUGUUACCAAGGCGCAGAAGAAAGACGGAAAGAAGCGCAAGCGCAGCCGCAAAGAGAGCUACUCUAUCUAUGUCUACAAAGUGCUGAAGCAGGUCCAUCCAGACACCGGCAUCUCGUCCAAAGCCAUGGGCAUCAUGAACUCCUUCGUCAACGACAUCUUCGAGCGCAUCGCCGGCGAAGCGUCCCGCCUGGCACAUUACAACAAGCGCUCGACCAUCACUUCCCGGGAGAUUCAGACGGCCGUGCGCCUGCUGCUUCCUGGCGAGCUGGCCAAGCAUGCUGUGUCCGAGGGCACCAAGGCUGUCACCAAGUACACCAGCUCCAAGUGAGUC